CAUAUGGACCUAACACAUAUUAAAAAAUACAAGUAAAAACGGUUUUGUGUGGAAGGGCACCUUUAAAUUACAGAGACAAUGCAAUAAAUGUCUUCCGGUUAGGAAUAUGUAUGCUUUUAUAUAUUACCAUUAAUAUAAACGAAUUAAAUGGUUACUAUUAGCGGAGAGCUUUGAAGACGAUGAAGUGAUUUCUAUGACGUUGUCACGAUUAAAUUGCUCACGUUAAAGAUGCACAACAUCGGACUAAACCCCGUGUUUCAGCACCAGAAAGCCUUCGAUAGGUGGUGCUCAUUAUCGCCGAGAUGUAUGACGUGUUUAUCCUCCUCUUACCACAUCUUCUUUACUAAGAAAUGCACUAAGACUGACUUGUGUAUAAGAAGUGCUGAAGUUUUGACACUGCUUUUUAAAUAUUAUCUGCUACACUGACUGAUAUGAGAGUUGGGUUCGGCUCCGUGGUCCUGGGCGCUGGAUUAAGCGCAAUUCUCAGCUUCAGCUUUCUGGCGCUCGCCGUCGGAACCGAGUACUGGUACAUUAUGGAGGAUAAACGGACGAAUCAUACAGAACUACAGCAUGUGCAUUCUGGACUUUGGGGAGUGGAAAAUGUGGUGAUGUCUCUGAUUGUAGAUGAACAACCCUUUACAGGAGACCUGCCAAGUAUUUCAGAUUCAGAAAGACACAUGCAAAAUAUUCAUAAUGUGAUUGCUGUCGUGCUGCCUCUUAGUCUGGUGCUCUUAGUGUUUGGAGGAAUAUGUGGUAUGGUCAGCUCUCUGGCCCGGAGCAGACUUCUCCUUAUGGGAACCGCAUCCUAUUUUCUUCUUUGCAGCCUUCUCACUCUCUCUGGUGUAAGUCUGUAUAUCAGUUAUUCCCAAAAAGCUCUGGAGGAGGCAAAGAUAAGGAUUGGGUUGGAGCAGAUGGCCAUGGUUCACACGUCCUUCGGCUGGUCAAUGGCCUUGGCCUGGCUCUCCUUCACCCUGGAAAUGAUAACCGGUCUUCUUCUACUGCUUGCUGCCUGGAUGGUCCAAUUAGCCCAAUACCAGGAGACUGUGGCCCCUAUAUAACAUUCAUAUGCAUGGGUUUGCCAAAUUAAAAAUCAAUAUUGCUGUCAUUCCUAUAGCGUUAACGUCCCAUUAUUUAUUUUACUGGAGUACUUUUAUAAAGUAAUUUUGUUUCAUUAUUAUAGAUUAAUAGAUAAGUUUUUUCUAUGACCUUUACACAUACUUUAUUUAAAUUAUAGAAUUUACUGGAUUGUAAUUGUGAAAGUUGUACAAUUCUUGAAUAGUAAUUGUGAAAGUUGUACUUUUGAACAAUUCAUAAGUGAAGAGUUGACCAAGAGCAUGUACAUAGAAUAUUACACAAUAAUUAUACCAUAAAGAUACAUUAUGACACCUUUUUUAAAUGAACAAAAAUUUCCUUUAUUUUUUUUACACUUCAAUUUACCUUCAUAAUAAUUCAAGAUCUUGUUAUUCUGAACUUGUCUUGUCAGCAGUGGUUCAUAUCAACCUCCUGGACCGGUUGUGUUAAAAUACAACACAAGUUAAGAAAAUUAUCUAUCAAUGAAAACUAUCGAUAUUAACAACCAAAAGAACAUUUAAAGUAUCACAUUUGUAAAAAUGUAUGCACAGUAAAUACCAGGGGAAAUACACAGUGGGUUAUAAUUUUGUGCUUUACCUAAUGUGCUUGACAUUAUUUUACUUCAUUAUCUUUUCAGAUCAUCUAUAACUGCCCAUUCAAUAAUUAUUGUUAAACAUACAGUGGUUGAGAUAUUUUCUAAUGGCUUACACAUGCUUUUUGGUCUACUUGCAGUAUUACAUACGGUUAAUCUCAAUAACUUGAUCAGUAAAAACUUUAUAACAUAAAAUCAUC
Messenger RNA from Tachysurus fulvidraco (yellow catfish), 1863 nucleotides. It is a transcript of the gene tmem235b, whose product is annotated as transmembrane protein 235b. The transcript is spliced from 4 exons. Bases 432 to 1058 code for a protein of 208 amino acids. NCBI's taxonomy places the organism in Eukaryota, Metazoa, Chordata, Actinopteri, Siluriformes, Bagridae. Gene Ontology annotation, cellular component: apical plasma membrane. The record is from RefSeq and is a predicted model, not a curated record.